Acanthocheilonema viteae is the source of this 1059-nucleotide messenger RNA. The record is from the annotation of a GenBank genome assembly. NCBI's taxonomy places the organism in Eukaryota, Metazoa, Nematoda, Chromadorea, Rhabditida, Onchocercidae.
AUGUUCAAACGACACUCGCAAUGUGAACUGUCAUCCAAAGCUGUUUUUGAUAAUUUCAUAAUUUUUUUGAAUUCUCCAAUGUGGAAUAUUCCAAUUGCAACAUUUUUGGAGCAAUAUUCAGUAGUAUUCGAUGAUGAACAAAAUGAUUUAUUACUUUAUCACAAAAUUCAUGAUGAAUUCAAAUCGAUGGUCGAUGUAUUAAUGGAAGGUUUUUGUAGUGAUUUAAAUGUCGAAACAAAACAGCUUAUCUCUGUUCUCAAAUAUCACGACAACAGCCACAAGCUGUCAGCAAAGGAACGGUUUCUUUGUGGUGUACUUCCGACAAUAUUAUGCAUUGAAAGUAACGAUAUUAGCGAGGAAGAAUUUGGAAAAGUGUUAAUGGAAGGAUUAAAUCGGGAACAGUACAACCGUUAUAUAUUCAUCAAAGUUUUAAGGAAAAGUGAAGCAGAAUUUCAAAACGAAGCCAAAAAAUGCGAAAAGAUGCAAUUGAAGGAAGCAAUGAAGGCGAGUUUGCAAACAAAAAAACAACUUGAAGAAUGCAAGCAAAAAACUGAAGACGAAAUUAAUACGGUCCUCACAUCCGUUUUCAAAAUGCAUCCCAUUGUUUUUAUGCAAAAAAUCGAUGAUAAAAAAGCUUUUUCGAAUGUUGCAGAUUCAGUAAUAACACAGUUGAGUUUUAAAGAUUCAAAGAAAUUGUCGAAAGUCGAAGACUCUGAAAGACAAUUAUUAAAUAAGAAGGAAAAAGCCGAACCGAAAGAUGGGAGAGAACUGGAAAAAUCGGUUAGAAAAAUGUCAUCCGAUCUUCAUGUAUUAUCACAACACUCAUUAGGACAUAUCUCACAAAGUGAUGUCGAAGAACGCGCAGCAUACUUCCGUAAACAACGUAAUAAAAUAACAAUUGUUGGAAAUGUAGCAAUGAAAAGACCAGAAACAGCGAAAGCGGCACGAAUAGCAAUGUCAAGCAAAUCAAUCUGUUAUACUGCCAAUAAAGAAAUUUUGAAUAAACGACAAAUUUUAGCAUCAAAAUUAAAAUAUGAAAUCGAUCAUAUUAAUAAUUGA